Acanthamoeba castellanii str. Neff is the source of this 1560-nucleotide messenger RNA. RefSeq lists its product as uncharacterized. The coding region runs from base 1 to 1560 and encodes 519 amino acids. Lineage: Eukaryota; Discosea; Longamoebia; Acanthamoebidae. The record is from RefSeq and is a predicted model, not a curated record. The transcript is spliced from 7 exons.
AUGAAGACGACGAUGCAUCAGUUGAUGGCGGCGACGAUGGUGAUGGUGAUGGUAAUGAUGGGGGCGACGGCACAGAGCGCGAGCUGCGGUCAGGGCCUCUUCAGCGACGCGAGCGGGUGCUGCCCGAUGGCGAUGGCCGGCGGGGCCUUCUACCGCGACGCCCGCGGGUGCUACCCGACCCUCACCUCCGUCGGCGUCCUCUACGCCGACUCCAACGGCUGCUACCCCAACGCCAACGGUACGUAUGAGGUGCAGGGCGCGAACUGCACGACUCCGUGCCAGGUGCAGUGCCUCAACGCUACCACGCCGGCCAACGCCACGGCCUCGCCCUCGCCCUCUGCGAACGCCACGGCCUCGCCGGCCGCCAAUGCCACCGCUUCGCCUUCGCCGGCGGCUAACGCCACGGCUUCACCCGCGGCCAACGCCACGGCCUCGCCGGCGGCUAAUGCCACCUCUUCGCCUUCGCCGGCGGCCAACGCCACUGCCUCGCCCGCGGCCAACGCCACGGCCUCGCCCUCGCCCUCUGCGACGCCAUUGGUCGGCGGCGCGGCCAAUGUGACCGCGAACCUGACGACUUGCGAGAGCCUCGAUCGGAGCCCGCUGCCGUGCGACACCCCCAUGCAGCCGUUCGAGAUGAUGCUGCUGGCCCUCCGCCCGCUGCAGCUCAACUGCAACUGCAACGGCACCACCGCCCUCCCCAACCAGCAGCCCCCCUCCGCCCCCUCCGUCAACGCCACGUCAGCCAACGCGACGGCGGCGGCGAAUGAAACGAUGGCGGCCAACGCGACGGCGGCGGCGAACGAAACGAUGGCGGCCAAUGCGACGGCGGCGGCAAAUGAAACGAUGGCGGCCAAUGCAACGGCGGCGGCCAACGAGACGAUGGCGGCGAAUGCGACCACGUUCCAGGCGUCGGCCCAGGCGCAGGGGCAGGCCCUGACGAUCGAGAAGAUCUGCAGUGCCACCUGCUCGGCCAACCUCUGCAACGACACCUGCCUCCGCAUUCUCAACUUUGCGCUGACGCUGGAGCUGUUGGACUCGACGUUCUUCGCGGAGGGGCUCAACAACUUCACCGCUGCGGACUUUGAGGCGGCGGGCUUCCCCAACACCACCUUCGACUUCAUCACCCGCAUCCGCGACAACGAGCUCGGCCACGCCGCCGCCCUCCAGUCCGCCAUCGGCUCGUUGGGCGGUACUCCCGUGCAGCAGUGCAACUACAGCUUCCCCGUCAGCAACGUGACCCAGUUCGUCGAGAUCGCCCAGCGAUUGGAGAACGUGGGCGUGAGCGCCUACGACGGGACGCUGGCCUUCCUGACGAGCCCGCAGCUGCAGACGACGGGCGCCACCAUCGCCUCCGUCGAGGCCCGCCACGCGGCCUACCUCAACCUGCUCCGCGGCAUGAUCCCCUUCCCCGACGCCCUCGACACGCCCCUCCCCAUCGCCACCGUUCUUGGGAUUACGGACGCGUUUGUGGUGUCGUGCCCGGACGAGGCCAGCCAGCAGAUGCUCGAAAUCCUCCGCAGCCGCGGUACUGCCACGCCUGCGAACGCAACCCAGUCGUAG